CGUGCGGCGGGAGGGGUCCCGCCCCCGGAAGCGAGCGCCGUGUCGGCGGCCGGGGCCGGUCGCGGUGCGCCAUGGCUGGUGGCGGUGGGGAUGCGGUCCGCGCCCUGCUCCGCGCCGCCAACGCCAUCCUCCAGCAGCGCCGAUACCGCGCCGCGCUCGCCGUCCUCAAGGGCUUCCGCAACGGGGCCGUUUAUGGAGCAAAAAUUCGUGCCCCACAUGCCCUGGUGAUGACUUUCUUGUUCAAGAGUGGAAGUUUAAGAGAGAAAUUGAAAUCGAUUGCUCAGGCUACGUAUACUCAUUCCCGGAACUUGGCCUAUUUUGUGUUCACCUACAAGGGGCUGAUGGCGUUGCAGUCCUGGCUACAGGGGAAAAAAAUUCCAUUUCAUUCUUUCUUUGCAGCCUGCAUUGGAGGUUGGCUAGUGUUCGGUGAGAACAACCCCAUCAACAGCCAGAUCAUUAUGUACCUGCUGUCUCGCAUCCUGUUCGGCUUGUCUCGGCUGGCAGUGGAAAAGGGCUAUAUCCCACAGCCAAAGCAGGAUCCCUUCCCGCUUGUCGCUGCUCUGAUAUGGGGGACAGUUCUCUGGCUCUUUGAGUACCACCGGCAAACUCUGCAGCCUUCUCUGCAGUCCUCCAUGACCUACCUGUACGAUGAUAGUAACGUAUGGCAUGACAUUUCAGACUUUCUCAUUUAUAACAAAAGGACAGACAACAAGUAGGUGGUUCAUUGUCAAAUACCUUUGAAUGGGACGGUACCUUCCAGCAGCUAAGGGAAAAGGUUAUUCUGUUGCUCUUGACUGGUGAUUUUUUUUAAAUUAACAUCUAUCAGGCAUAGGUGCUUUUUGUGUUCUGGCCAAAAUGUUCUGAUUAGUCUUCUCUUUGCUCUGUUUAGAGUGAGUAAAUACCCCACAGAAACUUGUUACAGUCCUCAGUGAGAGUAAAAUGCCUUGGGAAUCUUGAAUUAAAAGAAGUCAUUUUUUUAAAAGAGGCCUUGUUUUCCCUACAAGUAUGUGGUUUUAUGUUUUAAAGAAGCUAAAUAUCAAAUGACAGCCUGAGAGUAAGUGGUCUAAUCAUGAUCACGUGAUCGUGUCAGAUAAUGCAAAAGUGUUCUAGGGAUUGUCUGAAUGCCCUCAGGACGUUUUUCUGUGUGGCUGUGCUCAUCCUGGUGUGAUGGGAGUGGGGGAACCUGCUCAGGUCUGAAGGCCGGAACAUAAUUUCUUGAUUUCUGUGGACGACUGAAAAUCUUGUUUAAGCUAUUACAAGGCCAAUUGUGUGCUCCCUAAGAGUGUUUCUCUGCAGUUUUCCCUCAGGGAGACAAUAAGAUGUUUGAGAAUAAAACUGUUAAGAUUGUCUGGUACCAGUCUGUUAAAUCAGGCUUGGAGGGGCUGUUUUUGCUUGUUUUCUUUCAUGCACUUGGGCUGAAUCUGUCCCGCUGCAGAGUGCGCUAAUUAAUACCCUGUAAUUACUUUAAACUUAUUUGUAAAGUUUUUAAAAGCUGCUUGAACUAAAUACCAAAAACAGUUAUGCAACUUAGACUCCUUUGAAGACGUGCUGAGGCGCAUUGCACGCCCUCAGAUAUCACACUGGGUCCUUUAUACGUAGAAGCAAGCAACACUUUUAACAAGCACUUUUAUUUUGGUGGAAGAUAAGCACAUGGGUUUCUCUUAGGCCCAGAAUCUACCCUCCGCAGCAGUGGCAUAUGUUAGCUGUAAUCAAACUUGAACGUACCUGUAGUUUGUGCAGGCUUGUUGCUGAGCCGGGUUGAGGCCACGGUUGAAUACACAAGUGAAUCUUCCUCUUCAAAAUACACUACUGAGCCCCAGGAAUAGUGCAGCACACACUGGGCUUUACCAGAAGAUUGACUAGAUAACUGAGAAAGAAGAAAAGCUGGUUUAAAAUUAAUAAAAUCAAGCUCUUCAUAGUGCAAAGCACUUACCCUGCCACUACACCAUUCACUUAAUGACGUAUAUUAAAAUGAUUCCUGACACACUGGUUUAACAUGGUGAUGUUCGCAAGGGAGUCAUCAAGUUUUCUGUACUAACCGUUCCCUUUUGGCUCAGUCGGGACUGGUUUGUUCACUUUCCCUGUACCCAUCUGCUUUUCCAUCCUGACCUGACCACGUCAUUUUAUAAUCCCGCUGAUGCUGUUCUACAUCGUCCUUUGCAGUCUUUUUACUCCAGGCUCGAGCAAUUUGUCGUGUUCAAUGGUAUGACUGAAACAGUACAUUUAAGUUGAGGUAGCUUCGGAGUAGAAAAAAGUUCUCAAUUUCUUCAUCAGUAAUUUUUCUUUGUCCUCCUAAGCUCUUUCAUUAUGAUUGCACAUAUUCUGAGUGCUGCUUUGCUCUUUGUUUCUCCACUCUUUCUGUCAGCAAGAGGGAGAGUGAAACGUUCUCCCCCCCAUAGUCUGCCUGCUGCUGCAAUGUUUGGGAUUGAAUCGCAUCCCGAGUGGCUCAGGUCGAGUUGGAAUAGAGUCCUCUGGCUCUUGAAGUGAAUCUAGCGCCGAGUCUACCUGCGUUCACUGUCAGAUCUUACAGCAUAGAGACAGCAGCUUCCUUGUGCUCAUCCUGUGCAAAUCCAUGACGUACUUAUCUUUGGUGCCCAAAAGACAAGACAUUGCUUUGCCAUAAUAACUGGCUAUGGUAUCCUUAGCUUUUAACUUCACCUGCUAUUAUGGUCUGUACAGAAUACUUGAGUUUGCAUACUGAUCAGUAUUUAAUCAGAUAGACCCCAGGAAAACUAUAGAAGCUAGGAACUGGUUUUCUUUCUUUGUAGGUAAAUAUUUUGUUUGGUUUAGAUAAGCUUGAAGAUUCAAGUAUAGAAAAAAUACUGAAGCUAGGAGUGAGGUCUGAUUUCUUUAUAAAUAUCGUAUCUUUAUUUGCACCACUAGUGGGUAUCUGAAGCAGCGCGAGUGUCGCACUCUAUUUUGGAAGCCUCAAUAUUGUUCCAAUUAAAAAUUUUAGUAUUCUGCUGAUAUUGCUGAAUUCCUACAGGCUUUGAUGGGAUUUCAGAAAACUCUUCCACAAUCUGACGGCUUGAGAAUUUCUCCCUAAAACUAUUAGACUCUACAAAUCCUUGACUGUGUAUAAUUAUUGUAGCAAAAGAUAGUGCAGGCUGGUUAUGUGAGCCAAGUGUCUAUGAGAAGUUUUUAACCUUUUUAAUUUAUAGCUGGCAUUCCUUUCUCCGAGAAAGGCUUGUGAUUCCCUUAGAGGUGAAAUAAUUUUCUUCUGCUGGUAGUUCUGCUACUGCAACCGCGUGGCUGUUUGUGAAGCACUUCUCUGGCCAUGUGCUGGACGAGUGACCCGUCCUGUCCUUUUUACGUUCCCAUAGUAUCUCUGUCCUCUAUAGAUGGCAAAAGUAAGCCAAUAGCAAGUUUCUAAUAUCAACCUGGCAGCAGCGACUGGUUCCAAACGCCCUUUUUCUCUUGGGAAUCCAUCACCGACCUCACUUUCAAAGGGAAUCGUGCCUGAGCCUCCAACCAUCUGUACUUCUGAUCCAGGAACCAGCUGCCCUCCCUGGAAGAGGCAGCUCAUCCCGGGAGCAGGAUCCCUUCUAGCAGCAGCCAUUAGCCGGGCGUUUGCGGACGGUUGGUUUUCCUGCUGCGUCGGGGCAGGACGUUAAGCUGCAAGUCACUUCUUUCCCCAGGGAAGUAAUUGGAACGGUUCUUUAAUGGCAUUAGUCCGCAGUGCUGUUUCUGUGACCAGAUAGCUGGGGAUGAACCCCUUAUGCCACCGAGGUGUCGGAACAAUGCGGGCGUGUAGUAAGGAAGUGAACUAGAAGUAAUUUGUCUGAGUCAGACUUUUCGGAUACAUAAGUUACACUCCCUGCCCUCCCCCAGUGCAUUGUGUGGGGAAUUGAGUCCCCUGUUUGUGUUCCUUUUUUAUUAGCAUUAAAACCAAAAGAAAUAAAGGGACAGUUGGGAAGCCACCUGCGAAUCGGCCAAAUGCUUAAGAAUCACAAAGAAGUGCCGUUUUCUCUCCCCAGCCCUUACCGGUUUUGAAUUUUAAGAUGAAUGUGGCUUUGUUUGUCUACAUGAACUUUAUUUUCCCUUGUUAUUUCUUCCUUGACACCUGACCGUGAGAUGCUGAGUGCCUCUAAAGAGGAGCAGAGCGUCUCAAUGCUUAGCUCAGUUUGUCAAAAAUUAGGAUUACUGGAUAAAAUUGAAGUAUUCAUUUUUUAAAUGAUGCUUCUCCUUCAGAUUUUAAGCCUCUUCUACAGGCAAUUUUAAAGGUUAAUGAAUCAAACUGAUCAAAAGUUUUCAGCAAGCCUUGAAUAGCAGAGUGACUAUACUGAGCUAUUAAUCAUUUAUUUUAUGAAGGAACAAAGCAAGCUCAGGGUUAUUUACUGCCGCUGCAUGCUGCCCUGGCAUACCCACUGUGCUUCACUUCUCUUUGGAGGACAGCUUGUGUGCUGUCAGGAUUGCUGCAGAACCGUUUCCGGGACAAUUACAUUAUUUAACAAAGGUGAAAAUUAAAUGGCUGCAUGACAUUUGGUUUAGCUAAGCUUUUCUGUACUGCGUUUGAUCCUUUUCAGUGAAGGGGAGGAUAUUUCUGAAAGGAAAAACGUAUGCUUGUCCAAUUUGUGCCACAGAGAAGCGCUUACGGAGGUUGUGGCUGCUGUAUGGUGUGAACAGCGUGAUGGCGUGCUUUGUCGUGGCCACCGUCCCUGUGUCUGGGCAAUAACCAGCCCUCCUCUGGGCAGCUGGGUCAGGGGGGAGAGGCUGCAGAAAAGCUUUGAUAUCGGUGCUGUGAGACUUUCUUGCCCUGGUAGAGUAGUUCAAGCUACGCUUUAAACUGAGCCAGGUCGCGGGUAGAGGUGUGGGGAUGAUCUCUGUCUGCAGAAGUAGACCAAAACCAGGCGUCCAUAGGGACUCCCAGUGACCGCCGAGGGUCCCCUGUGCACGCUUAGCUCUGCUGCCAGUUGGGAGCCCUCGUGGAUGACUGGUGCUAGCGGAAGUAACCAGAACCCAGGCUGGACGGGGCUUUGAGCAGCCUGGUCUAGCGGGAGGUGCCCCUGCCCAGGGCAGGGGGGUGGAACUGGAUGGUCUGAAGGUCCCUUCCAACCCAAACUAUCCUAUGAUUCUGUUACCCUGUGCAGAUACCCUCCCACAGGAGAAUCUGGCGUAACUCAAACUCAUUUUCACUGCAUCAGCACAAAUAUGACCUUUGGGUAACACCCGGAGCCGUGUGCUGUUUCCCAUUUGUCGGGUUAUGUUUGUUUUCCUGGAUCAUGCCAACCUGAAGCAGUAUGUGGUCGGUUUUCUGAUGCUGGUUUUGAAAUCCAGCAUCAGAUAAGGGAGGAGAGAAAAUAAGGCGUAAUGCUACCCAUGAUAAUGUCUGUCUGCCACUGUUAAUAUUUAUGGGGUGCUAAUCUUGAAUUUUCAACCUGUGUGUUCAUACCAGAUUGUUGGGAGGAGGUAACUUUUUUUCUUAGAAGAAUUUUCAUCUGUCUCAUUUCCUUAUGAGCCUGGUGAUAGGAAGGGGAAAACAAAUUAAAUGCUCUAUAAUACAAGUAUUUUUGCCUCUGCUUUUGAUACAUGUUUUGUGUUCGUAAUUGCUGUGUAAUCCAGGUCCUGAUUUUCUGACAGCGUAGAAUAAAGCGAAGAAAUAAACUCAGGUAACUUGUAAUUACGCUGCUCAGAAUGCAUGUAGGAAUGCCUGGGGUUUUGGUUUUAAACCAUGUGAAAGAGGGGGCAGUGGGCUGCUGAAGUAGCUCUUGUCGGCUAUGAAUUGACUUGUGCAGUUGGUGUAGUACAUCAAUCCAAUGUAAGACUUUCUGCCAAACUUAUUUGCCGUUUAUUUCUGUAUAAUCACUCUUUGAAUAUUAUAAUACUGUGCUUUCUAUAAUAAUAAAAACUUUAAUUUUUU
Messenger RNA from Chroicocephalus ridibundus (black-headed gull), 5860 nucleotides. It is a transcript of the gene PXMP4, whose product is annotated as peroxisomal membrane protein 4. Gene Ontology annotation, cellular component: peroxisomal membrane. The record is from RefSeq and is a predicted model, not a curated record. The transcript is spliced from 4 exons. Lineage: Eukaryota; Metazoa; Chordata; Aves; Charadriiformes; Laridae. Bases 72 to 716 code for a protein of 214 amino acids.